Messenger RNA from Erythranthe guttata (spotted monkey flower), 1491 nucleotides. RefSeq names its product Amino acid kinase family protein. Gene Ontology annotation, biological process: UDP biosynthetic process. The record is from RefSeq and is a predicted model, not a curated record. Lineage: Eukaryota; Viridiplantae; Streptophyta; Magnoliopsida; Lamiales; Phrymaceae. Gene Ontology annotation, cellular component: cytoplasm. Gene Ontology annotation, molecular function: UMP kinase activity.
GAAAAUGGAGGUGAGAUGGUUUCCCUGUCGUAUUAUAUAUGAUGACAUGAAUCCAUAGAUAUUUUUCCCGACAACAUUAUCCAAAUUUUGAACAUCAAAACCCUAAUACACACCAAAACCCUGGAAAACUGUAAUUUCAGGGAAGAAUUACAGUCAGAUUAUUUCUUCAUCUUUCUUUCCCCUUCAUUCAAAGGGAAUGGCCCCCUCGAUAUCUUUAAGCCGCCCCCCUUUUAGCUCUUUUAAUUCCAUUUCUUCUUCGCCAUCUCUCUCUUUCUUGAAUAAACCUAGUACUACUACUGUUAAUAUUUAUCAUAAUCACGCUGCCGGAUUUCAGACCGCUUAUCGCCCCCUGCUCGUCAGCUGCUGCUCUAACAAUGGCGCCCCCUCCUUGGAUCCCAUUAAUUUCAGGCAACAACAGGUUUCAUCUAUGCCAAGACCUCCUUUAGGCGUGACGAUGAACGACAACAGUAGCAGCAUGCAAAAACCGUCGUAUAAAUGGCGCAGGGUGUUGCUUAAAGUAAGCGGAGAGGCGCUUGCCGGCGAUCAGCUCCAAAAUAUCGACCCAAAGGUUACAAUGGCUAUUGCUAGGGAGGUUGCUUCUGUCACUCGUCUUGGUAUCGAGGUUGCAAUUGUUGUCGGUGGAGGAAAUAUCUUCCGUGGGGCCUCCUGGGCAGGGAGCAGUGGCCUCGAGCGCUCCUCUGCUGAUUAUAUUGGGAUGUUAGCAACUGUGAUGAAUGCAAUAUUUCUACAAGCAACAAUGGAGAGCAUUGGAAUCCCGACAAGAGUUCAGACAGCUUUUCGCAUGUCUGAAGUCGCCGAGCCUUACAUAAGAAGACGAGCUAUUAGGCAUUUAGAGAAGGGUAGAGUCGUAAUAUUUGCAGCCGGAACUGGUAAUCCCUUCUUCACUACAGAUACUGCUGCCGCCCUUCGCAGUGCAGAGAUUAAUGCUGAGGUGGUGUUGAAAGCGACGAACGUAGAUGGAGUGUACGACGAUGACCCGAAGCGGAACCCUAAUGCUCGUCUACUUGAUACACUAACUUACCAAGAUGUGACUUCGAAGGAACUGUCUGUCAUGGAUAUGACCGCCAUUACUUUGUGCCAAGAGAACAACAUUCCCGUUGUGGUGUUUAAUCUGAAUAAACCGGGUAACAUAUCGAAAGCAAUUCGGGGAGAGAGUGUCGGCACAUUCAUUGGACGAUCAGCACAGACUUGAAGAUAUAUAUAUAUAUAUAUAUAUAUAUAUAUAUAUAUAUAUAUAUAUUUUGUUGAUCUAGAGUUUUAUUACAGCUAAAGACAGAGGAUACAACAUAUUUUUGAAACCUGAGAAUAUUGAUUUUUUUGUCAUGAAUUUGUAUUAAAUCUAUUGUAAAUAUGAGGAGGAUAUAAUAUAUAUAAUAUUAGAGUACUACUGUAGUACUGUGGCGUAGAGCAUGCUUGAUUUCUGACUUUCGUUGACUAUUUCCAGUCAAAUCUAUUAUUAGUAUAAUGUUA